GAUGUCAGAGAUUUUUCCUCUGCCCUCCACGGUGGGAGGAUCUCUGUGCGUUGAGUCACGCAGCUGUCAAAGAUAGCUGUCACCCAGUUUCAGGAUCAAACACACAGUCAAUGAGAAAAGGGCUUUGAGCCGAAGGGACGCGGAGAUCUCAGGUAACCCCCCCCCCCCGAAGUAUCCAAACAAGGACGACCAGAAGAGGGGGAGAAAAUUAGAGAAAAGGGGUUAAAAGCGAGUUUUUUUUUAUGAAUAAGGGUUUUCGAAUAUUCGGAUACACACUGUGGAUAUCUGGAGUAAAGAAGAAAAACACUGCACGAGCACAAAGGCAAUUUUCUUCUGCGCUUGACGAGGAAAAAGUGGGCAUUUUCGGACGGAGAUGAAGACGAAAAAGGGUUUGAUGAUGCUGUCAGGGAGUGAGACGGAUGAUGAGGACAGCGUGGACGCCCCCCUGGAUCUGUCGUCCAGCGCGGGGAGCAGCGGGAAGAGGAAACGGCGGGGGAAUCUGCCCAAGGAGUCAGUUCAGAUCCUCCGGGACUGGUUAUACGAGCACCGCUACAACGCUUACCCCUCUGAACAGGAGAAAGCACUCCUGUCCAAGCAGACUCAGCUCUCCACACUGCAGGUGUGCAACUGGUUCAUUAACGCACGACGUCGACUUCUUCCAGAGAUGCUGCGGAAAGAUGGCAAAGAUCCUAACCAGUUUACCAUAUCCAGAAAAGGUAGCAAGGCUGGCGACAGCUUUUCUGACAGCUCCCAGUCCCCGAAACACAGCAGUCCUGCAGCAGGUACGGAGGAGAGCUACGACAAACGUGUUCUUCACCCCUCCAGCUUCGAACCCGCCAUGCCCGGUGUCCUGAGGAAGGCAGUGUCUCCCUCCAUAUCCUCUCCAACCUCCAUGUCCCCCUCUCCAGGGCUCAUGCCCACCCGCCCUUCUGUCAUCUGUCACACCACUGUCAGCACAGCAAUGCAGGCCAGCCCGACAGCCUCUCACCCCUCUGUGCCAGGAAUGAACAGUGACAGAGCAGCUGAGCUGUUGCAGUCUUCACAGAUGCUGCUCAGGUGCCGGGAUGAAGGGCCAGGCAGCCAGCCACUCCCCACCACUACCACCAUCCUCAGCAGCACCGGCAUGGAGGGCAACCUGAGCCCCCGCAGUGGGCUCUUCAACACCCCUCCCCCCACCCCUCCAGACCUCACACAAGACUUCAGCGGCUUCCAGCUCCUGGUAGACGUGGCCCUCAAACGGGCUGCAGAGAUGGAGCUGCAAGCCAAACAGCUGGUCUCCUAAAGGGAGAAUGUGACAGAAGAAGAAGAGGAGGGAAUAGAGACUGACUUUGUGUCUCGACUAUGGAACUCCUCUGAGUUCAGUGACUUGUCUGCACGCAACAGAGAACAAAUCCACAUGAAAGCCUGAUCAUUUCUAUUUUUGGUAUACCAAUCAAAUUGAUGAGGAUGUUUUUUUAUGGAAAAAAACUGUAUCGAGGUGCCUUGGCUGUAAGUUGUUUAUUCAUUUCACAAACAUGCGUAUGUAUCUACAUGUGUAUCUUAUUUGCACACAGGGACCAAAAAUGUUAUCAGAGAAAUGCUGCCUGUCUUAUGUCUUUUCAUUAUACUGUAUAUCAUUUUAGAGAAUGGAGCAAGAGCUAGAAGCAGCCCUUCUUCAGACCAGUCAGAUGGAUUGGUUGCAUCCACACAUGUUUACUGUUAAACAUUUCAGAGAUCAGUUCAUGAUUGGUCUGCCUCGUUUGUUUGCACACUAAAGGCAGAGGAAGGUCAUCUCAGUGUCUUAAACAUACUUUGCUCUUGGCAUCUAUGACAAACUUAUUCACUACUGUAGUAAUGUUAUGUUUUUUCAUGAGUAUAAGUAUAGUUUUGAUUUUGUAAUUAACUUUUACUUUUAGCUAUUUUAAAAGAAAAAAACUUUUUUUUUUUUUUAAACUCUUUUUCCCACCAAGGGAUAUUUCAGAUGACCAAUGUAGCAGGUUCUUAGUCUGAGCCUUCAUCCCAUCACUCAGCGAAAACGACGGCCAGUGGACUGGAAAAUUAAACACUACAGAUGUCUUUUCUGCAUUUGCUGUUUUACAACCUGACAAAGACAGCAUUUUUGAAAUCACCAAAAAAGCAUUUUCAUGUAUAAUAGGACCAUGUGUAUAGUUAAUGUGACAUGAUGCCCAAUGAUGUGAUUUCUUUUCAUACUGUGCAAUGUUUGUGGCAAAUAGGGGUCACAUGGGAUUCAAAUAAAGUUUUGUUUUUCUACA
This is a messenger RNA of Siniperca chuatsi (mandarin fish), 2252 nucleotides long. It is a transcript of the gene tgif1, whose product is annotated as TGFB-induced factor homeobox 1. The coding region runs from base 374 to 1282 and encodes 302 amino acids. Gene Ontology annotation, biological process: regulation of transcription by RNA polymerase II. The record is from RefSeq and is a predicted model, not a curated record. NCBI's taxonomy places the organism in Eukaryota, Metazoa, Chordata, Actinopteri, Centrarchiformes, Sinipercidae. The transcript has 3 exons. Gene Ontology annotation, molecular function: DNA-binding transcription factor activity, RNA polymerase II-specific; RNA polymerase II cis-regulatory region sequence-specific DNA binding.